Exophiala spinifera is the source of this 2100-nucleotide messenger RNA. RefSeq names its product sodium/hydrogen exchanger 3. Gene Ontology annotation, molecular function: sodium:proton antiporter activity. NCBI's taxonomy places the organism in Eukaryota, Fungi, Ascomycota, Eurotiomycetes, Chaetothyriales, Herpotrichiellaceae. Gene Ontology annotation, cellular component: fungal-type vacuole membrane; late endosome; early endosome. The transcript is spliced from 6 exons. Gene Ontology annotation, biological process: sodium ion transport; vacuolar acidification; proton transmembrane transport. The coding region runs from base 1 to 2100 and encodes 699 amino acids. The record is from RefSeq and is a predicted model, not a curated record.
AUGGCGUCGAGUUUAGUUGGCGCAUCGUUGCACUUUCUCCGUCGACAAGCCGAAGAGCUUGACCCCGACGACGCUGCUCCUGAGGCCGGACAAAAAGAGAUCUUCUCAUCAUGGGCGCUGUUCAUCCUGAUCAUGCUGCUCAUCGCAGCUCUGUUUACGAGCUACAUACUGCAGCAAAAGAGAAUUCAAGCAGUCCAUGAGACUGUGAUAUCUAUAUUCGCAGGAAUGGUCGUUGGGCUGGUGAUACGCAUUACGCCUGGGACCGCGAUACAGGAUACUGUCAGCUUUGAUUACCAAUUUUUCUUCAAUCUGCUCCUGCCGCCCAUCAUUCUGGCUUCAGGUUACGAGUUACAUCAGGCCAACUUCUUCCGCAACAUUGGUACCAUCUUGACUUUCGCCUUUGCUGGGACCUUCAUUUCGGCGGUGUCACUCGGCCUGAUCCUGUGGUUGUGGACCAGGAUCCCAUUCGAUGGCCUGACCAUCACCUGGGUAGAAGCCAUUUCCGUGGGUGCGACCCUGUCUGCUACCGAUCCCGUCACCAUCCUAGCCAUCUUCAACCUCUACAAGGUCGAGCCAAAGCUGUAUACGGUGAUUUUCGGAGAAUCCAUUCUGAAUGACGCCAUCGCGAUUGUUCUGUUCGAGACUGCGCAGCGGUACCGUGAGGGCGCAUCAGGGAAUCUGAGCGUCAUCAGUCUCUUUGAGGCCAUCGGCAUCUUCUUGCUCGUGUUCUUUACCUCCUUGUUGAUUGGUGUCAUUGUGGGUGUUGGCACUGCUUUAACGUUGAAGUACACCCUGGUUCGAAGGUUCCCAAAAAUUGAAAGCUGUCUCGUCGUUUUGAUCGCCUACGCAAGCUAUUUCUUCUCCAAUGGCGUGCACAUGUCAGGCAUCGUGUCCCUCUUAUUUUGCGGUAUCACACUCAAACAUUAUGCAUAUUACAACAUGUCGAGGCGAACACAGCUUACCACCAAGUUUAUCUUCCAAAUCCUUGCACAACUAUCCGAAAACUUUAUCUUCAUCUAUCUCGGUCUCACUUUAUUCACAGAGACCGACCUUGUCUUCAAACCACUAUUCAUCUUGGUCGCAGUCAUGGGCAUAUGCGCUGCACGGUGGCUAGCAGUCUUUCCUCUGUCCAAGGCGAUCAACUAUAUUAUCCGCCUUCGUGCGAAGAAGAGGGGGCGAGAUGUCGCUGAUGAGCUUCCUUGGCACUAUCAGGCCAUGCUCUUCUGGGCUGGUCUGCGAGGUGCUGUUGGUGUCGCCCUUGCCGCCGGUCUACAGGGCAAUGAAGGCCCCGCCCUUCGUGCGACAGUCCUUGUCGUAGUGGUGCUCACCGUCAUUAUAUUUGGUGGUACAACAGCACGCAUGCUCGAGAUUCUGGGAAUCCGAACGGGGGUCGUGGAAGAAAUUGACUCGGAUGAUGAGUUCGACAUCGAGACCGCCAAUGGUGGCACAUAUUACAAGCGAUCCGGAACUGGAUUCGGACACCAUCCCAGACCCACUAACAUCGGUCUAGAUUAUAUAGAGAACAGCACGAACCGCCGGUCUGGUCAUGCAAAUGGCUCGGCUUCCCACCCGCGUUCUGACAGAGGCUAUAGCAGCAGCAACGGCGCCUCUCCUCCUUUUGACAAGCCCAAACGUGCCGGGAGUAACCGUAAGAACUCUAAUAUCAGUCAGCGUGAGCGAGAGAUUACUGCUCAGCAAGGAAAGCUACUUGAUCACCAUGGCGGGUCGACCAGCGAUGACGACGAGGACGCCAUCGACCUUGAUCUUCCCCCUGCGGCACCCAGACGGAAGCCAUCACCCCUGGCAGGAUUCAGUGGCAAUCCUUAUGCCCCUCCCCCACGGACGAGAUCUGCUCCAAAUAUUGUGCUCAACGAUGGAGAGCAUGGAACAGACGGGGAUAUGGGUGUGGCCGGAUCUACGACCGGUGGAACGUCGACCCCCUUGUCAGGUCCAUUGGGGAGCAACAGCAUACGCAAUCUUUUACGUGGAGCGACGGCCGAUCACACAGCGUGGUUCAGACAACUGGAUGAGGAUUUCAUCAAACCUCAUCUAUUGCUCGAUCAGCAUCAAGGCCAAGGCAAAGGGCCACCGUCCGCCUAA